AUGAAUAACCGAUUACCGAUCCGAGGGGUACUUGGUACUGCAACCCGUGAACAGGCAAGUGCAUGGGCAACAAGUUUUGCUGGAGCUUUUGCAGACAUACCAAAUCCAACUUUUGCAAACAUGCCAAACCCGUCUAAUCCUCAGGAAAUGGAUGAUGGUGCUAAUGGAUAUCAAGACGAAUGA
Arabis nemorensis is the source of this 183-nucleotide messenger RNA. Lineage: Eukaryota; Viridiplantae; Streptophyta; Magnoliopsida; Brassicales; Brassicaceae. The record is from the annotation of a GenBank genome assembly.